AUUUACCCAGCAAAAGCUAAAAUGAACAAUCAAAUCUACUUUCAAGUGAAAUGCUGGCAACGAACGUGGUCCUAAUCUUCGGCAUUGCGUUUCUCUCAUUGGGAACUGCGGAUGAAAAAGUGGGCUCGGAAAGUUUGGAGGAUGAAUUGGAACACUGCCAGACAAAAGGUUUGGAACUGAACAAAAAACUAAUUGAAUUUAAAUUUCAAAUAAUUGAAUUGCAAGGCAAAUUGGCAUUAAUCAAAGAGUUGCAAAAUACAAUUGAACUAAAAGAAAGGCAAUUGAAAAGUAGCGAAGAAGCACUUAAAUUUUGCCACAAAAUUGCGGAGACUUCAAAGAAAGAAUGCCAACACUUCGAUCCCACGAAAAAAAUCAAAAUCAUUCCCACCAAUGACACCAAUGGCACCAAUGACCCCAAUGAUACCAAUAACCCCAAUGGCACCGAUGACCCCAAUAACACCAAUAACCCCAAUGACACCAAUAACCCCAAUAUCCCCAAUGAUACCAAUAACCCCAAUGACACCAAUAGCAAAAAGGAUGAGGAAGUUGAUAAAUCAACGAACAGCAAAAAGGAUGAGGAAGUUGAUAAAUCAACGAAUAGCAAAACGGAUGAGGAAGUUGAUAAAUCAACGAAUAGCAAAAAGGAUGAGGAAGUUGAUAAAUCAACGAAUAGCAAAAAGGAUGAGGAAGUUGAUAAAUCAACGAAUAGCAAAAAGGAUGAGGAAGUUGAGAUAUCAACGAAUUGCGAUUCCCUUGGUUUUACUUCAGGCUUGCAUACCCUUAAAUAUGUAGGUGCCGAACCAUUCUCCGUUUACUGCGAUGGGGAUACGGCUGGAUCUGGUUGGAUUUUAAUUCAACAACGCAUCGAUGGUGCUGUGGACUUUUAUAAAAAUUGGGAUGAAUAUCGAGACGGAUUCGGCGAUGUAACCGGAGAACAUUUUAUUGGACUGCAAAAAUUGUAUAUGAUGACCAACUAUAAGCCGCAUGAAUUAUAUAUCCAGCUAAAGGACUUUAAUGAUGAAAUCUUUUAUGCGCAUUACGAGAAUUUUCAAAUUGGCAAUGAGAUGGAGAUGUACAAACUCAAGAAAUUGGGUAAAAUGACAGGCAAUGUUGCCAAUAAACUUGUCGACCAUUUGGGUCACAAGUUUUCCACAUAUGACAUGGAUAAUGACAAUUCCACUAAUGAUAAUAUAGCAGUCCGAUAUCAUGGUGGCUGGUGGUUCUUUGAAAGUAUAACACGUUAUGGAUGUAAUUUGAAUGGAAGAUAUUUGUCAUCUCCAAGUACUACAGAUCCACAUCGACUGCACUGGCAAUGGAAGAGCUAUAAAGGCGUCAAAAUGCUUAUUCACCCAAUAAGGAAUUGACAUUUUUUGUUUUUUUUUUAAUUGAAUAUAAAACAAUUAUAUAUGCUUCCUGGCUUACAUUCAAUGAGACAGACGAUAA
Drosophila sulfurigaster albostrigata is the source of this 1443-nucleotide messenger RNA. Its product is annotated as ryncolin-2-like. The record is from RefSeq and is a predicted model, not a curated record. The transcript has 3 exons. Lineage: Eukaryota; Metazoa; Arthropoda; Insecta; Diptera; Drosophilidae. Bases 51 to 1364 code for a protein of 437 amino acids.